Molecule: messenger RNA, 927 nt
Organism: Polistes canadensis
Lineage: Eukaryota; Metazoa; Arthropoda; Insecta; Hymenoptera; Vespidae
Product: caspase-like
Exons: 4
Coding region: 1-927 (308 amino acids)
Biological process (GO): proteolysis
Molecular function (GO): cysteine-type endopeptidase activity
Source: RefSeq, a predicted model, not a curated record
AUGGACAAGGCUUCGACUAGUCAAUCUACAGAUCAUUGCGAUACUGCAGCCACGAAAUCUUUAAAAAAUGAAAUUGAUGUAAAACUAAAGUAUCCAAUACUACGUAAAAAACGUAACUGUGCUCUCAUAUUCUGUCACGAAGUGUUCGAUGGAAAUAUCGAGGUAAAGCGAGUUGGAGUCGAACAAGAUUGCAAUAGAUUAAAAUCUAUACUACAAACGUUCAACUUUGAGGUAGUGAUUUAUAAGGAUCUAAAAAGGAGCAAAAUAUUCGACACAUUAAGUAAAGUCUCACAAAUGGAUCAUUCCGAUAAGGAUUGUCUUCUAAUUGUUGUAUUGACCCAUGGUAAUUCAGGCAUACUUUGUGCAUGCGACCAUCCAUAUGACAUCAUCGAUCUCUGGAAUCCAUUUUCAGAAAAUAAUUGUCCUUCUUUAAAAGGAAAACCUAAACUAUUCUUUAUACAAGCCUGCCGUGGUGAUGAUGUUGAUUCUGGAACCGAGUUACAGUUUGAGGAAUAUACUCAAUUAAAACAACGAGUAUCAUCAGAGAUCAGUUUACCGGAUGCAGGAGCUUACAAAUUAAGUCCGAAGGAACUUAAAGCGCUUCGUACACCGGAUGAACAAGAUUUCUUGAUAGGAUACUCUACUGCACCAGAUUACGUUUCGUAUAAAACAGAAUGUGGAUCAUGGUACAUUGAAGAAAUUUAUACGAUAUUUCAAAGAUAUGGAAAACAUUACGAUCUACUAACUUUACUAACAUUCGUCUCUCAACGUGUCGCUGUAAAUUAUGUGACUGAGAAGUCAAUAGAUCCUAAAUAUGAGGACAAAAAGCAAGCUCCGUGUAUUGUAAGUACAUUAACUAAGCUAUUGUAUUUUUUCCCUGAAGAAGCUGAAGAAAUACCAAAGGAUUUGGAAUUAGAACCGGUGUAA